AUGGGUAAUAAAGAAUCAAAAGCAAACCAUGAAUCCACAACUCAUCAUCAUCAUCAUCACCAUCAUAAUCAACAAAGUGUAUUGAGUGAUCAUAAUAAUAAUCAUAAUGUAAAUAUAAAUGAUAAUAAUAAUGUAAAUAUAAAAGAAAAUCAAGCAAAACAACAACAACAACAACAACCAACAUCAAUAAAGAAACCUAUUUUAAAUACAGAAUCAAGUGUAUUGAAUGAAGAAUCAAUUAGUUAUCUAUCGAAAUAUCUACCUGGUGACGAUUAUAGAGGCGAAUGGCAAUUAUUAUUUUCAUCGACUAGAAAUGGACAUAGCUAUAAUAGAUUCUGUACACAUGUCACUGAUAAAGGUUCUACCAUUGUCAUCAUUAAAGACGAUGGUGGACACAUAUUUGGUGGUUUUGCAGAUGAAGUUUGGAAAACAAAAUUCCCAAAAUUCUAUGGAAAUGAGAGAUGUUUUGUAUUUAGUAUAAAUCCAAAGUUAGAGGUAUACAGACCGACUGGUAUAGAUAGAAACUUCCAAUAUCUGAAUGAAGGUACCACUACACUCUAUAAUGGUGUUGGUAUGGGUGGUGUUCAAUACUUAUUUGGAUGGUCAAUAGACGAAACAUUUGAUUAUGGUGAGAGUAAAGGUUCGGAAGAUGGUGAAACUGAGAAGAGUUCUACGUUUGGUAAUCCUUCACUGUCACACACCAAGGAUUUCAAGUGUGUCUAUGUCGAGGUUUGGAUGGUCAAGGAAAGAGUGCUGACACAAGAGGAGAUAGAAGAGCGUGCCUAUCAAGAAGCCAGAAAGAAAAAGAAAGCCGGUAGAAGUGUAUUAGAGGCAGAAGCCUACAUCUUAUUAGUUUUUAACAGCAAUCAUAGCAGUUCAAUUUUGGUGAAAUUUGAAUUAUAA
Messenger RNA from Heterostelium album PN500, 903 nucleotides. Its product is annotated as TLD domain-containing protein. The transcript is spliced from 5 exons. NCBI's taxonomy places the organism in Eukaryota, Evosea, Eumycetozoa, Acytosteliales, Acytosteliaceae. The record is from RefSeq and is a predicted model, not a curated record. Bases 1 to 903 code for a protein of 300 amino acids.